Messenger RNA from Theobroma cacao (cacao), 453 nucleotides. NCBI's taxonomy places the organism in Eukaryota, Viridiplantae, Streptophyta, Magnoliopsida, Malvales, Malvaceae. The record is from RefSeq and is a predicted model, not a curated record.
AUGGUGCAUGUGAGUUUCUUUGCAAAUAAGAUAGUUGUGAAAUUGGAACUAAAUGUUCGUCAUAUUAUUAUGACCAUUCCUACUCAUGGCUGCCUUCCAAGUCUAAAAAGUCUCCAUGUUGGCGGUGUAGACUUUGUAGAUAAUGAUUCUUUUCGAAAGCUUUUGUUUGGGUGCCUUGUGCUUGAAGAGUUGUUCAUCUCUUCUUUCAAGGAUUUUCAAAAUCUAAUAAAUUAUUCAUUAGCAAACCUACAUGCUCUUCUAAAUGCUGAAAUGAGUGUUUUACAUCCUCGUUUAAGUCAGUUGGUCGACCUUGAUGCAACAACUAAUUUGUUAAAUGAAAUUAGUAAUGUUCUAUCACUUUCUUGCAAUGAUGAUUUACUUUCGGCUUUAACUUUGUGCAAGAAGCCUUUGCCUGUGUUUCCCAACCUAGACCAUUUAUUGAUUAGAAGGUAG